Molecule: messenger RNA, 1608 nt
Organism: Aspergillus heteromorphus CBS 117.55
Lineage: Eukaryota; Fungi; Ascomycota; Eurotiomycetes; Eurotiales; Aspergillaceae
Product: C2HC5-type zinc finger protein
Exons: 2
Coding region: 1-1608 (535 amino acids)
Biological process (GO): regulation of DNA-templated transcription
Cellular component (GO): nucleus
Molecular function (GO): zinc ion binding
Source: RefSeq, a predicted model, not a curated record
AUGAGCAACCCCGGCCUCAUCACCUGGGGCGUGCCGCGCCUCGCCCAGCUUCUCCCGCUGGACGAGGAGUCCCUCACGCAGAUCAUCACCUACACGGCCAGUCUCUCGAAAGAAGAAGGCGCCGAGCACCUCAAAAACUUCCUGGGAGAUUCCCCCGCCGCCUUCGAAUUCAUCGCCGCCUUCAGCUCCCGUCGCGAGCCCCCGCCGCCUGCCCGAUCGCCCGCGGUGCCGUCCGUCUCCAGCGGGGUCUCACCGUCGUCCACUACUCCAGCAGCCCGGAACACCACCUCCGGAGGGAAACGAGGCAAGAAGUCGAAACCGCCGCUCCACAGCGCCGGACCGGUCCGUCGGCCUGAGAAUUUCGGAAAUGUGGUGGGCGGAUAUCGAAAGGGCGACCAGGAUGAGGAUUACAUGUCGAGUAGCGGCAGGAAUACGAUGGGGAGACAGGAUGCGGGGGCGGGAGCAGGGGCAGGGGCAGGGAAUAUCCUGGCGUCUUCACGCGAGACAUCUGCCACUUCGUCUCGAAACCAGUCGCCCGUCCCGCGACAACAUACCCCCGCCGCAGCUAAGAAUCCGCCGUCUGCGGCGGGGCCGGUCAUCUCGGAUCUUCUGCCGAAUGUGAAGUCGAAAGCGGCGAAGCCUUCUUCGGCACGGGCUGGUGGGGGAGGAGGGGGAGGAGGAGGAGGAAGGGGCGGGAAUGCGUUUGCGAAGGGGGGCGGUGCGCUGACUACGAAUAUGAUCCAUGAUUUGACGGCCGCUAUUUCUGCGUUGGAGAUGUCUACGAAUCCGACGCUGGGCGGCGAGGGGAGGAAGUGCAGCUGCUACGCGAGUAUUCAUCCGUUGUUUGAAGCGGCGCCGAACUGUCUGAACUGCGGGAAGAUCAUCUGCUCGCUCGAAGGGCUCCAGCCGUGUUCGUUCUGCGGGACGCGGCUGUUGUCGGAUGAGGAGAUCCAGAGCAUGAUUCGCGAGCUGCGGGCGGAGCGGGGACAGGAGAAGAUGCGGGUUCAUAAUGAGGGUGUACACCGGGAGGACGGCCCGGGUCCGGGAUCGGGGUCCAGCAAGCUGGACGCGGCGAAGGCGCAUCGCGACAAGCUGCUCCAGUUCCAGGCGAACAAUGCGAAGCGGACACGGGUUGUGGACGAGGCGGCGGAUUUCGAGACCCCGAAUGUUGCGUCGACGCUGUGGAUGACGCCUGCGCAGCGGGCGCUGGCCCUGAAGAAGCAGCAGCGGGUCCAGCGAGAGAUGGACGAGAAGGCCCGGCCGGAGUGGGAGAAGAAGAAGACCAUCAUGAGCCUGGAUAUCAAGGGGGGGCGGGUGACGAGGGUCUACCAGUCUGCGGGGCCCGCGGAGACGGGUCCGUCGGCCGAGGAAGACGCAGAGGAGGAGCUGGCGGAUGGAGGCAGCCGCGAAAGCAGCGGGAAAGCCUUCAGCCACAACCCUCUCCUGGCGGCCGGAGGGUUGCUGCGACCGGUCUGGAAGCCAACGGACGGGGAGCAGCCCGACGCGGAGCGCAGGGAGCGGAAGCAGGCCUCUUGGCGGAGAGUGCAGGACGACAACGACGACAAUGAGCAAUGGAUUCUGGAUGGUGGCUUGCACGGUCAUACCUGA